Acomys russatus (golden spiny mouse) is the source of this 1763-nucleotide messenger RNA. RefSeq names its product transmembrane protein 237 (gene Tmem237). The coding region runs from base 89 to 1300 and encodes 403 amino acids. The transcript has 13 exons. Lineage: Eukaryota; Metazoa; Chordata; Mammalia; Rodentia; Muridae. Gene Ontology annotation, biological process: cilium assembly. The record is from RefSeq and is a predicted model, not a curated record. Gene Ontology annotation, cellular component: ciliary transition zone.
CGAUGACGCUCUGCGCCUGCGCCUGGGAGGCGGGAGCGGGCGAGUGCGGUGCGGUGUCCUGCGCUCUGCCAGGGCCCCUGGAGACGCGAUGGGGAAGAAGCAGGUGGUUGGCGAUCCUCAGCGUCCUCCACGAGCCCUUCCACCUGUGCCAAGUGCUAUUCAAGAUGAUAUUCCGCUUAGUCACCCUAAGAAAAAGAAAUCCAGAAUGAAAAGCACACUAGCUACGUCUUCUUUGGAAAGCCCUGCUGAGCCUGUUGCUGCCAGGCGGUCUGAGAGCAGUGAGCCACCAGCUGCAGAGCCCAAGGCGUACCCAGAGGCUGCUGGUCAAAGGAGACAGAAGAAGAUAAGACCACCUCCUGAGUUGGAGACUCCCUUCACUGAAAAGCCGUCUGCUCCAUCUUUACUAGAGAAUGAAAAUGGCAUUGACGUGGAGCCCCGUGAGGAGGCAGUGCUUCCUAAACCGCGAAGGAAGGCAAAGAGAACCCAGCCAGCAGAACCACAGUAUGCUAAUGAGCUAGGAGUAGAAGAAGAAGACAUAAUUACCGAUGAGCAAAGCACCGUAGAACUGCACUCUAGGUUUACGGCACCCACUGGAGUUAGCCAGCCUGUCGGCAAAGUGUUUGUGGAAAAAGGCCGGAGAUUUCAGGCGGCGGAUCGUUCAGAGUUGAUAAAGACCACAGAAAACAUAGAGAUGCCGAUGGACAUGAAGCCAUCUUGGACCACCCGUGAUGUGGCUCUUGUGGUGCACCGAGCUUUCAGGAUGGUCGGUCUGUUCUCGCACGGCUUCUUGGCUGGCUGUGCUGUGUGGAACAUCGUUGUGAUCUACGUUCUUGCGGGAGACCAGCUGUCUGACCUCCCCGGCCUUCUGCAGCACUACAAGCCCUUGGCAUACCCGUUCCAGAGCCUUCUCUACCUGCUUCUGGCGUUAAGUACAGUUUCGGCAUUUGACAGGACCGACUUUGCUAAAACAUCAGUAGCAAUCCGGAAUUUUUUGGCCCUGGAACCAACAGCUUUAGCUUCUUUCUUGUACUUUACUGCUCUUAUACUUUCUCUGAGUCAACAAGUGACAAGUGACAAAAUCCACCUUUACACACCUUCUGUUAAUGGGAGCCUCCGGGCAGCAGAAGUUGAGGAACAGAUUCUUAUGCCCUGGAUUAUAGUAAAUCUGGUGGUGGCCCUUCUGGUUGGAUUAGCCUGGCUCUUUCUGUCUUACAGGCCAGGCAUGGAUCUUAGUGAAGAGUUAAUGUUCUUCUCUGAUGUGAACGAGUACCCUGACAAGAGAAUCCAAGCACCCUCAUAGCGCCGACCCCUUCGCCUUAGUAAAGGCCUGGGAGCACCCCAAGAAAGGAACCGCCGAGUCUCCACCACAGUAACCAUCCGUAUUUCCCCACUUGUGUUUUCAAGUGUAUUUUUAUAAGAUAUGUGUGUGUAUUUAUAAUUGAGCUUUUGUUAUAUGAUGCUGAAAUGCUUCUGGAGAUUAUGAAAAGUGUCUAACUUAUAUCUGGUCUUUAAUAGCAAACAUUACGCUCUGUUGUUACCACCUUAGUGGUCCAGGAGAUAAGGGGCCGAAGGAAGCAGCUGAAAGCGCUUGUUUCCUGUUCUCUCCAGUCUGCUGUGUUCAUAAUCAUUAUCUAAAAAGCACCAAUGUAGAAAAGCCUUAACUCCAGGGUUAAAAGGUAUACAUCAUGUUUGAAUGUAAGUCUAGAGACUAGGGAAGAAAGGAAAAUGCCCUUGUUUUAUAUUUUGACGUCUCCUCAUUGAAC